AUGGCUGCCAAUCUCAAGGACUCUGCCCUUCUCUCCAUCUCGCUUAACUCGGCAACCAAGGCUGUGCAGACGGCAUUCCCCAACACUGAAGUGGAGGGUGUGCCGUCGCCGACCGGCGUCAAGAUCGUGCUGACUGCGGUCUCGUUCGGCGGCGAAGAGCACGCUGUCAAGGAAGUGGUCUGGCACAAGGCGCAGCGCAACCUUUUCUCAAAGUACCCCAAGCUUCGGCGGACGGCCAUGAAGGAGAUUGCAGCUGAUCUUACCGCCGUCGUCGAGCGUCUUUACAGCGAGUUUGAGGGCUAG
This is a messenger RNA of Thecamonas trahens ATCC 50062, 303 nucleotides long. RefSeq lists its product as uncharacterized. The record is from RefSeq and is a predicted model, not a curated record. The coding region runs from base 1 to 303 and encodes 100 amino acids. The transcript has 2 exons. NCBI's taxonomy places the organism in Eukaryota, Apusomonadida, Apusomonadidae.